This is a messenger RNA of Cucurbita pepo subsp. pepo (vegetable marrow), 1845 nucleotides long. RefSeq names its product protein REVEILLE 7-like. NCBI's taxonomy places the organism in Eukaryota, Viridiplantae, Streptophyta, Magnoliopsida, Cucurbitales, Cucurbitaceae. Gene Ontology annotation, molecular function: DNA binding. The record is from RefSeq and is a predicted model, not a curated record.
CUUCCUCCAAUCUCUCCAUUUCUCUGCUUCUGCUUCUGCUUCUGCUUCUUCUUCUUCUUCUUCUUCCUCCUUUCUCUGCAAUCGCUUUACCAGGUCCUUGUUUUGGCGGACUGAGACUAUACUAUACUUCCUCCCCGGUUUUCUUGCCACUGCUGAUGGCUAUCCAGGAAAAGAAUGAGGGUGCGCUGUCAAACAGCUCAAUUGGAGCUAACAAUUGCCUUUCUAGUGAUGGGACACAACUGGAUCCACUGAUGCGCGUUAGCUCCCUAUGUUCCUAUGGGAAUGAAAGUUCAUUGAAGGUUAGGAAGCCCUACACUAUUUCAAAACAAAGGGAAAAAUGGACAGAGGAAGAGCAUCAGAGGUUCCUUGAAGCUCUGAAACUCUAUGGUCGUGGCUGGCGUCAGAUCAAAGAACAUGUAGGCACCAAAACAGCUGUUCAGAUCCGAAGCCAUGCUCAGAAAUUUUUCUCUAAGGUAGUGCGAGAGCCUAGUGGCAGCAAUGACAGCUCCAUUAACCCAAUUGAGAUUCCUCCACCUCGACCAAAAAGGAAACCACUGCAUCCUUACCCUCGUAAAGCAGUCGAUUCUCUUAAGGCAAUUUCAGUUGCAAGAGAACCUGAGAGGUCUCCAUCUCCAAACCUAUCAAUUGCCGAAAAAGAGACCCAAUCACCCACCUCCGUAUUGACUGCAUUCAGUUCGGAUGAUCAAAUUUCUACGGUUUCGGUGCAGCAUAAUAGAUGUUCAUCACCUAUUUCACAAGCUGUUGACAUACAGUCAACUAGAUUGCCCUCUGUUAGGAAAGGGGAGAUGUUAUUGCUCGAAUCAUCCUCCGAGCGGUUCCCAGAAGACUUUCUUACUCUGAAAUCCAAGCCAGGAUCAGCAUCUAAGAAAUUAGACAACAAGUUGCAUUCUCCUGUUAAAAGCAUAAAGCUUUUUGGAAGAACAGUAAUGGUUACUGAUGACAAAAAACCAUCCUUACAUGAUUUUGAAGUAACUAAAUCGUCGGUACUUGAUGGUGAGAGUAAGAAUGAGUGUGGAGUGUAUGCCGAGAAGCCUGUUCAGAUGCUACCUUCAAAACAUAUGGAUGUAAAUUUAUCUCUUCGGAUGGAUAACAAUGGUGAUUGGAAUAUGUCACCCGGUGGAGCACCUACUAACAACACCGCACUGAAUCAGGACAAUAGUGUCCUUUAUGUUGAGGCGAUUGCUAAUGCUCCUCAAACUUGUUGGUCUUUGUAUCAAAGUGUACCAUAUUUUUACCUUGCUCCACCUGAUCAAACUAACCGAGGUAUGGAAGAAAGGAUGCAAAAUGACAAUUCUGUAGAAAGUUCGUGUGUGGAUUCAUGUUCUGGCUCCUCGAGUAAGGAUAAGAAUGAAAACCAGAGCCCGGAAUUCGAAUGUCAAGACCCUUGUCUGGUAGGAAGAGGUAAUAGAAAUCAAAGUAAGAAGGGGUUUGUGCCUUACAAGAGAUGCUUGGCUCAGAGAGAUGCAAGCUCUUCGUUCAUUGUUUCAGAAGAGAGAGAAGGUCGGAGAGUUCGAGUUUGCUUAUAGCCUCUGCAAAAUUAUAGUGGAACUCGAUCAGCAACAGAUUUAAAGUCGAUAAAAGGAAAUGACCAAGAUGCUUUGACAUGGGUUUCUGAGUUCUUUUUCUCUCUUUAGCUUGAGAUGAAAAAAAUGGAGGCCAAACUUGUAGCAUAUAAAAUCUGAAGUAGCAGGAGGGGCGAAGCCUAUAAGGGGUUGCCCAACAACUUCUAUCCUGUCUAUUCCUGGGUAUUUGAGUGACAAUUAAUCAAUCUGUAAAACAAAACGGUGUUGCUCUAUGACUUCCUAACAUAUUAGCAGAUCUUCU